AUGACCAACUUUGUCAAGCAAACAUCGUUUGCCGUGGACUAUUGUCCAAGCAAAAUUACGAAGUGGAUUUCUUCAAGAACUGGCCUCCAACUAGUCUACAUUGACAAGCCCUCUCCUAUUAUUUCGGGUCAUUUUGCUGUCGCUACAGAGAUUCACAAUGACAGUGGCUGUCCCCAUACCUUGGAGCACCUGUGCUUCUUGGGAUCCAAAAACUAUCCUUACAAAGGAGUGCUGGAUAUCUUGGGUAAUUUGGCUUUCUCACAGACUAAUGCCUGGACAAGCACUGAUCAGACUGUAUAUACUUUGACCACUGCUGGUUGGGAUGGAUUCCGUUCACUUCUACCAAUUUAUCUGGAACAUCUCAUUCAGCCCACUUUAACAGAAGAAGGUUUUGUUACUGAAGUUUAUCAUGUGGAUGGAAAUGGUAAAGAAAAGGGUGUCGUUUUCAGUGAAAUGCAUGGUAUUCAAAAUCAACAUUGGUUUCAUGUUUGGCUGAAUGCUCAAAGAGCAUUGUACCCUCAUUCUGCCUAUAGAUCUGAAACCGGAGGUCUGAUGGAAAAUCUUAGAAAGCUGAAUAACAAGGAUAUAGUUGAUUACCACAAAAGCUACUAUGUUCCUGAGAAUUUGUGCGUUAUCAUUAGCGGAUCUAUCGAUGAAUCUGAAUUGUUAUCCACAAUGACCGACUUUGAUAAUCAAAUACCCCUAGACUUACCAAAAUUAAAGGCUAGACCAUGGAUAGAUUCAAGGCACGAUAUUGCGCCAACUGAGACUAUUUUCAAAACUGUGGAGUUUCCUGACAAAGACGAAUCUAGUGGGGAAGUUUUGUUUUCUUGGAUUGGUCCCAUUGUUGACGAUACUCUGAAGAAUGUUGCCAUUGAUAUUAUGGGUUCGUAUCUCACUUCUGGUCCUAUCUCUCUACUACAAAAGGAGUUUGUGGAGUGCGCCGAUCCUUUAGCAUACGCUGUAUCAUAUUACACCGAAGAUUACUACCACACUAAUUUGAACAUUGAGUUGAAAGGUGUUCCAACUGAGAAACUAGACUUUGUUGCAGAGCGCGUAUUGUCAAUCAUAAAGUCGCACGCUGCAAAUGUCUCAGAGUUUGAUUUGGAGAAAAUUAACGACUACUUGCAAAGUGCUAAAUGGAAUUACAUUUUGUCUUGUGAGAAUAGCUCUGAGGGUUUGACCACCAUUGCAAUUAGUGAGUUUAUUUAUGGUAAGCGUGAUGGUUCAGACUUAUCUAAGUGGACUAAAGAUUUGUAUGAGUACGAAAUUUUGCAAUCAUGGUCCAGUGAAAAAUGGUGUAACCUGCUGCAAGAAAUGCUGGUAAACAACAAGCCCGUUGUUAUGAAAGGGAAACCAUCGAAGGAGAUGUACCAGACUAUAAAGUCUGGCAACAAAAAAUUAUUGGAGCAGAGAAAAGCUGACCUUGGAGCUGAAGGGUUAAAAAAGGCACAAGAUACACUUGAGCGUGCUAUCAAAACGAAUGAUGCACCUAUACCUGAUGAUAUUUUGGACUCGUUUUCACAACCGGACCCUUCUCGUAUCAAGUUGUUGCACACAGUUGCAGUCUCUUGUGGAACGAAUCAAUAUGCUCCAGUUACCGAAGAGAACAAGAAAUUGCAUGAAAAAUUAUCUCAAGAAACAAGACUGGAAGAUUUUCCUCUGUUUCUUCAAUUUCAAGAUAUUAAAACUCAAUUUGUUAGCAUUACGGUGCUUGUAAACACUUUUAACAUUAGCAAUGUUGAUUUAAAGAAGUACAUGGAGGUUUUCACGAAUCUUAAUUCAUUGCCAAUCGAAUCGGAGAACGGAGAGUAUCUAUCCUAUGAGGAUGUGGUAUCUGGAUUAAAACGAGACACAAUUAGUAACCACAUAAACUACGGUAUCGGUGGCUCUUUUGAGGAUUAUCUGAAUAUUAACUUUAUUGUGAAACGCGAGAAUUACAGUAAGGCCAUAGAAUGGAUUCACAAAUUGAUGUACCAAACCAAGUUUGAUGAGGAUCGUGUUAGAGUUACUAUAGAGAAACUCGUCAAUUCCAUGGCAGAACUAAAAAGAAAUGGAUCUGAGGUAUUGGAUUACCUGUACAACAAGAAUGUGUUCAGCGAUGAAUCUUUGAAAAAGGCUAAGGAUACACUAUAUUUAGAAGAAUUUUACAAGGACCUGUUAAAUGAAAUCAAAUCUGGAGGAUUUUCUGCGAUCAAUGAAAAGUUGGAAUUAAUCAGAAAUCAAAUUUUUAAGUUAGAGAAUAUUCGUGUCUUGGUUGUUGCUGAUGUUGAAAAAUUAGACAAUGCUGUCAACCAAUGGAAUAUUCUGGUUGAAGGUAGACCACGUGAAGAACCAACACCGGUUCCUUCUCCUUCAAAAUCACUUUCAAGCAUUGGGACUAAUUUAUCUAAUAAGGCAUUUAUCGCUGUUACUCCAGGAUCAGAAUCCACGUAUCUGAUGUUUAUUACAAAAGUGCCCAAUAAGUAUUCGCAUGAGGAUGUGCCAAAAAUUGCUUUGACAGCUUCUUAUCUUCAAGCUGUGGAGGGUCCAUUUUGGAGAGGUAUCAGAGGAGCAGGUCUGGCUUAUGGAACCAACGUCCAUCAAUCAGUUCAGAUGGGUCAACUAGUUUUUGAUGUAUACAAAGGAGCCGAUGGACCAGGGGCUAUUGAUGUUGCAAGAAAAAUUGUUGAUGACUAUGCCAAUGGGUCAAUAGAUUUUGAGCCAAAACUAAUCAAAGGUGCUGUCAGUGCCAUUGUCCAUGAUAUUACAGAAAAUGAAAGCACAUACUUCCAAGUGGCUCAAAAUCAUUACAUUAACCAAGUUAUAAUGGAACGAGGGUCUGACUACUAUGAACAGUAUUUGAAGAAGUUAGCCAAGGUUACAAAAGAGGAUCUGUUCUAUUGCAUUAACAAAUAUUUCAAACCGCUUUUCGAUAAGAACUCCAGUGUUGUUUUCGGUUGUGUUCAUCCUGGAAAAGCUGAGGAACUGAUAGCCAAACUAGAGAAUGAAUUUGGAUAUGACGUGACUGUCGAAAAGAUUGUACCUACGAACACAAGUAAUGAAGAUGGUGACGUUGAAAUGGAGGAUGGUGAUGAAGAUGAUGAAGAUGAUGAAGACGAGUCUGACGAUGAAUCUGAGUAUUCGUCAUCAGACGAAGAGGACGAUUCAGAUUAA
This is a messenger RNA of Komagataella phaffii GS115, 3156 nucleotides long. RefSeq names its product Putative metalloprotease. The transcript has a single exon. The record is from RefSeq and is a predicted model, not a curated record. Lineage: Eukaryota; Fungi; Ascomycota; Pichiomycetes; Pichiales; Pichiaceae. Gene Ontology annotation, molecular function: metal ion binding. Bases 1 to 3156 code for a protein of 1051 amino acids.